GGACUGCUGGAGGUCAUCCUCAUUCACCCAGCGAGACCAACGGAGAAGAAGGUGAGCAAUAAGAAGAGUUGAACCGAAGUUUUAAGAAAGAGAGUGAGACGGGUGAAGGUCGAGCAGAGACUGAAGCUGAUUAUCCUGAAGGCCUGAGGAGCGUGCUGCUGAGAGCUUUGCCAUGGCAACCAAAAUAGUAACAUACCGUUGCCAGGAGGAACAGAUGGACCAGAUGUCGCACGGCAUGGAGAUGUCCUCCCAGAUCAAGAAGAAAAAGUUCAAAUCCAGCGAUGAAACGGCUUCGCUCAGUGAAUUCUAUCCCAUCAUUUCCGGUGACGUCAUGUCUGUGAAGGAGGUCCUGACCGAGCCGAAGUUCCCGCGCCACAGGACAUGGGAGGCUCUGAGGGAGACCAUGAGCAGCGAUGAACUGAGAGAGAGAGACCAGUGGACUCUGUUUGGUAAUGAAGCGGAGAAACUGGAGAUCGGGAUGAUCAAGAACCAGCAUGUGGUACGUGAGCGGGUGGAUCGCUUGAGUCUGCGCAGGGAGGCGCAGAAGAAAGCUUCAGCGCACAUGAAGUUUAUCGAGGAUCUGAGCCUGAAGUCGCCUGAUUUCUCCGUCCCGCUGCGAGCGCACACCGUGUGGACGGGCAUGGAUGUCAAACUCUCCUGCAGCGUACAGGGCUGCCCGACUCCCAGCGUCACGUGGUAUAAAGAUGGUGUACCUAUGAAAGGAGCCCUGCCGUGGAACUACAAGAUCCUGCAGAAGUUUGGCCUCAACAUUUUGGAGAUCAGGAGAUGUUCUCUUGAAGAUGCUGGUGAAUAUAAAGUGAUAGCAGUAAGUUCUCUGGGAGAGGCCACGUCAUGUGCCACACUGACAGUCAACUCACAUGAAGGGGCCGAGGCUAAACUCCAACGCUCAUGGACUCCCAUUGUAGCUCCAGAACCAGAAGCUCGGUUUGGCGCCGUCUUUCCUCCGACAUUCGUGAAAGAAGGUGUAGAUUUAUUUCUGCAGUGCAGUUUUACCUCCGCGCUGCUCUCCUUUCAGCAGGACGUGAUGUGGUUCAGAGAUGGUUUGGCACUGCAGCGUUCCAGUGGUGUUGACUUUCAGAGGGGCCAGAGAUCCGCCAGUCUCACACUGAAGAGCGCUCAGAAAGAACACGAGGGGCUUUACACCGUCCGUCUUCACACGUGGGACGGAACCGUCGAGCACAGCGCUUUCAUCUAUGUCAAAGACGCAUCAGCGGCUGUGGUUGGCGCUCCGGGUUCUCCUCUGCAGGUGAAGUGUUCUGAUGUCAACAGAGAUUAUGUGUUCCUCUCCUGGACGCCCCCCAGUGCCGAUGGAGCCGCACACGUUCAGGGUUAUUUUAUAGAGAGGUGUGAUAUAGGUGUUGGGAAGUGGGAGCGCUGUAAUGAUGUCAUGCAGACGCCGUGUCAGUAUCCUGUCACGGGUCUGAAGGAAAACACAAUGUAUCAGUUCAGAGUGUGUGCAGUUAACCAGGCAGGAGUGGGCCGUCCGUCCAAACCCACAGAACCCGUCCUGACCUCUGACCCCCUGGAGCCCAGCAGGACCAUGGUGGUGAAGGUGGAGCGAGGCCGAGAGAUUGUGAUCACUAAACACCAGCUGGAGGGUCAGGUCCGGGUGCCGUUCCGCCCCACUGACGUGCGAGUUUGCGAGCUUAGCGACACCUACGCUGUGCUGAGCUGGAACGAGCCGGAGCCGAGGGGCAGAGAACCUCUCGCCUACUUUGUGGAGCGGUCCAUCGCAGGUAAGGAGAGUUGGCAUCUGGCCAGUAUGGAUCUGACGGUUCUCUCCACGAGGUUUGCAGCGUUUGACCAGCAGAAGGGAAAGUGGUACUGUUAUCGAGUUCGAUCUGUCAACAAGUUCGGCAUCAGUGAGCCGUCACUGCCCAGUGCACCCGUCUGUCUGGGACAGCCGCUGGGAGUUCCAGCCUCACCGCACGACAUCCUGCCCAUCCGAGACAGCGACACCUCCGUUCUCCUCCAGUGGAAAGAGCCCAAAAUAACAGAGGGCAUUCUGGGAUAUUACCUGUACUGCAGUGAGGUUGGAAGUGGGCAGUGGAAGACCGUCAACAAUAAACCCAUCACCAAAACCAGAUUCACAGUUCACGGACUGUCGACUAAUAAACAGUAUGUAUUCCGGGUGAAGUCUGUGGGAUUAGCCGGAAACAGCGUGUACUCAGACGAGUCUCCUGCUGUCCGAGUUAAAUCGGCUAAAUACGUUCCUUCCUGUCCAUCAGCCAUCACUGUACUGAACUGUACAGGAGACGAGAUGCUGAUUGGUUGGAGAGCCCCAGCCAAUCACGGAGGAGACCCUGUACGUGGAUACUAUCUGGACCAGAGGCAGAAGUCUCAGGAAACCUGGAGAGAGGUCAACAUCAAGCCCAUCACAGACAGAACGUACAAGGUCACGGGCCUUCAGGAAGGCCGUUUUUAUCAGUUCCGGGUCUUUGCAGCGAACAUCAUUGGACUUGGAAAACCUUCAGAGGCGAGCGCGAUGUUUCUGUGUGAGCCGUGGACCAUGGCUGAGCCGGGAUGUCCGUAUGACCUGGAGUUUAGGGAAGUGAGACGUAACUCAGUUGUGCUGCUGUGGGCGGAGCCUCUGUACAAGGGCCAAUCAGAGAUCAGUGGGUAUAUAGUGGAGAUCAGUCAGGGGGCGGAGUCUGAGGAUUGGACCCCCGUAACAAAAGAGCCGGUGACGGAAACUCAUUUAAAGGUGUCGGGUCUUCAGUCAGGUCAGACGUUCCGUCUGCGUGUGUCUGCAGUGAACAGCGCUGGCGUCGGCACGUCUUCAGUUCCCUCAGAGUCGGUGAAAGCUCAGACUGAAGCAGGGACCAAAGAGAUCCAGAUCGGGGUUGAUAAUGAUGGCUUCAUCUUCCUGAGCUUUGAAGCUCCUGACGCGGACGAAAGAGAUUUCUUUAAGUGGAAUAAGAACUACAGAGAAGCUAUCGAUGCCGGAAGAGCUCGACUGGAGAACAAAAACAACAGGUCUGUUUUGACCUUCGCUGACGCCUCGCAGCAGGAUUUGGGUCUGUACACAGUGGAGUCGAGCGGACACCAGGACGUCUCGUCUAGUUUCACCUUCACUGCGGAGGACUUGGACAGACUGACAGAGCUCAGCUGGCACAUCAGGAACCCGCUGAUAGCGCUGAAGUCCGGCUGGCAGGUGGACGUGUCUGAACAUGGUCACGUCCGUCUGUGGCUUCAGACGGAGUAUCUGAGCGACGCCGCAUCUCUCCGUCUCAUCCUCAAUGACAGAGAGAUCUCCAGCACACCGGCUCGUAAGAUUAACUUUGACAAGGCGAAGGGUCUUGUGGAGAUCAUGUUUGAUCAACUGUCUAAAGAGGACGAGGGCUCCUACACCGCCCAGUUCAAAGACGGACGCGCCAAGAACCAGUUCACACUUGUCUUUGUGGAAAAGACGUUUCAGGACGCUCUGGCCAGAUCUGAAGCCAACAGAUGGAACUGGAAGAGAAAAUCAGGUCCCCAUUUUGAGGAAUAUUUAUCAUGGACGGUGACCUCAGACUGUGAAGUGAUCAUGAAAUGCAAGGUCACUAACAUGAACAAAGACACACAGAUGAAAUGGUUUAAAGAUGGAGUUGAGCUCACACAGGCGCUGCUGGAGCCGACGGGUGUCAGUACGUUAAUGGUGCCACAGGUGACGAGGAAAGAAGCAGGUGUGUACAGAGUUGUUGUGUCAGAUGGCAGAGGAGAAGAUGAGAGUGUGAUGGAGCUGCUGGAUGAUGAAUUUGACAGGCUCAUGCAGAAGCUGAGUAAACAGUGCGCGCUCUCUGCUGGACCGGUGAGAAUUCAGUGCACUGCUCAGGGUUUUAAGCUCUACUGCUCUCUCAAAUAUUAUCUGAGCUACAUGAAAACCAGCUGGCACUUCAAAGAGAAGAGAAUUGACCAGCAGGAACGGACGAGUACCGGCAGCAGUAUGCAGAAGGUUUGGAUUGAGAUGUUUAACCCCACUGAACAUGAUAAAGGCAAGUACACGCUGGAGAUGUUUGAUGGUCAGGAGACACACAGUCGAUCUAUGGAUCUGUCAGGACAAGCUUUUGCAGAUGCUUUGUUGGAACAUCAGAGACUGAAGCAGGUGGAGUUUGCUGAGAAAAAUCGAGCCAGAGUCACGAAGGGUCUUCCUGAUGUCGUGGCUAUAAUGGAAGAUAAGUCUCUGUGUUUGACGUGUUUUGCUGAUGGAGAUCCAGCACCAGAGAUGUUCUGGCUGAAGAAUGAUCGAGAGCUCACCUCCAGUGGUCAAUACAGCAUCACAUAUGACAACAAGUCCUCCACGCUCACCAUAAACCACGUCACCAUGGACGACUCAGGCAACUACAGCAUCUUCGUGCGAAAUAAGUUCGGAUCGCAGGCGGUUCUUGUGACGGUCAGUGUGUAUAAACACGGUGAAAAGCCUCGAGCAGAUGCAGUGGAGAUGUAAACAGAGACACAAUUUCAUUGGGAGUCACAGCAAAAAAAAAGUUGAAUUAAGAAAAUCAAGAAAAUGACCAUGGCCACUUUAAAACAGAGGAUUCGCCUUUUUAACUCAAUGCAAAUUUCAUUCGUUAAUACAGUGGGAUUUUUUGCAUCUAUGGUCUAAAUAUAUAACAAAUGCCCCCAAGAGUCAUUUCCAGCACUUUCUACAGGCCAUGAAACUAAAUUUGAAAUCUCUAUGACAGUGUCAUUUUUUAGCAUUACAUCUAUCUCAUGUGUUGCUUUAAGAGUCUGUAUUAACAGUAUUGAUAUAAAACACAAUGUCAUAGGCAUCUGUUUCGCUGACUGACAGAAGACAUUGGAGAGUUCAUUUCUGGUGUGUUUGGUUUGUUUAUUUGAUGUGUGGUUUGUUGUCAUUUUACACAUUCAAGUGCCAUUGAAAACUGUUUCUUUAUUUUCAUUCAUGUCACUUAAUUUUAUUUCAAUGUUAAUCAAAAAAACCUUAAACAAAUAAAAUGGU
This is a messenger RNA of Triplophysa rosa, 4960 nucleotides long. RefSeq names its product myomesin 3 (gene myom3). Lineage: Eukaryota; Metazoa; Chordata; Actinopteri; Cypriniformes; Nemacheilidae. Gene Ontology annotation, molecular function: protein binding. The record is from RefSeq and is a predicted model, not a curated record. The coding region runs from base 173 to 4447 and encodes 1424 amino acids. The transcript is spliced from 37 exons.